Molecule: messenger RNA, 4324 nt
Organism: Marasmius oreades (fairy-ring Marasmius)
Lineage: Eukaryota; Fungi; Basidiomycota; Agaricomycetes; Agaricales; Marasmiaceae
Exons: 8
Coding region: 381-4004 (1207 amino acids)
Cellular component (GO): ribonucleoprotein complex; nucleus; cytosol
Molecular function (GO): poly(U) RNA binding; mRNA 3'-UTR binding; poly(A) binding
Source: RefSeq, a predicted model, not a curated record
UUUGUGCAUGUUGGUGCUUCCGUUGGACGCCAAUACCUGUCAAUUAUGGGCUUCUAGAAGACGAAAAAAGGACCAAAAAUUCGCUCAAUUCGCCUCGGAAAUCGGCGCAGGAGGGUCGGUUGCCAAAAAAGGAAGACACGAAAAGUCUGACCUAACACGGAGGAUCGAGGGAUUCAUAUAAACCAAGACAACGCGAAUUAACGCGUCUCUUCUCUUUCUUUCCUACCACCACCAUCUCCGUGGCCUCGUUAAACUUUCCGCCCUUUUAUUCUUAAUCGCCACUUGGCUCAUCAGCUCUCCACUCAGUAUCGCUAUCGACUUGCAUAAGGCUUCCAUCGCUAUCAUUCCUUGUAUAAACAUCCUCGUUUUCGUCCAGCAGAAUGUCUUCCAACAACACCAACAGUACCCCUUCUCCGGCUCGAGCGCCUCCUUCUCCACCCGAUUCACCAAAAUCUCGCACAGGUAUUAAUAAUAGUCCAGCUUCUUGUACUUCUCGAACCGGGGUAUCUCGUCCUCCAUCUUCAGCUUCAGUCCAGUCUUUGCACAUAGCCUCUGUACCAUUAUCUUCUUCCCUACAUCAGCACACCCUCGCUACUUCCUUGUCUCCUGGAUUAGAUACAGCUAUAUCGACAUAUUUACCUUCAUCACCUCCUUCCCGUCCGUCUUCCAGCUAUCGUUCUUCUUCGGUCAGUCCUAACCCUGCGGCGGCCCUACAUCGAGCGACUCGUCGUGACCAGGACGCUGAGGAUGCCUCUUUUGAGCUCGGAUCGGAGGUUUCUUCUGGGGAUGUAGCAGAAGCACAGGGCUUAAUGCACUCUUUGGGUUUUAGCAGUCCAAUCACCCCCCCGCCUCUAGGCCCCAAGGCGAUGAAAGAUGCUGGGCUCGAGGAUGGCGAGAUAUCUGAGGGCGUUCUUGCUGAGAAGAUGUCUUGUGAUUCUUCUGUCGCAUCCGUUGUUCGUUCUCGCCAGUCCAGUUCAUUUUCUUCCGCCUCCGGAUCGCCACGCCAAUAUCGUCAGACUGGCCCUAGAGUCCGACACGAUUUCCAGCACGGAAGCGCAAUUCCCUCCUCUCCCGAAACUGUACCUGGGAUGGACUUGGAAGCCUCGCCAGGUCAUCGUCGUGGUAGCAUUACCGUUGGCUCUAUGCACUCGGCCGUUAGCAGCCAGAGCAACACGCCAAAGGGCAGUGUAACUCCCGUUCCUACUUCAGUAAUCCAGAGGCCUAAUGGUACUGGUGUUCAAAACGACAUCGACGCCACCGGUAGCAUUUCCGCUUCCAUCGCUGCUAGUAAUAGCUCCAAAUCCGCGAUUUCUAGUCUACCAAGUAUCACCAGCACUCUUUCAAGCCUCAGUUCGUUCCACACAGCCUCAUCGUCUACUGGUUCAAUUCCUACUUCCGUUUCCACCUCUGGAUCGCCUGGAACAAACCACUCUCUUUGUGACCCGCAGCAGUCGUCUUCUGUGCUUCCGCAAAGUCAAAUAAUUAUAUCUGAAUCGGGAACGAUCCAUCUCCCACCACCUACGAUGGACGUCACUCCAAAUGGUGGCCCGACUAGCACGCUUUUAUCCUCCCCAUCCUCCACUCUCAACCCUAACGCCCCAGAACAUAUUCCUACGUCUCAAGCCACUUCCGACAUUGAUGCUGGUCUCAAGUCUGAAUCUAUGGACUUAGAGAGCAAAAGUCCGAAUGUGUACAUUAACGGUCUACCCCCUCAUUUCCCCGAGGAUCAACUUUUCGAACUUGCGGCGCCGUUUGGCGAGAUUAGAAGCGUGAGGAGCUUUACGAGACACGUUGGAGAGAAGGAGAGCGGUUACGGCUUUGUCUUGUUCGAAACGGUAGAAGCCGCCGAAAAAUGCAUCAAUAACCUUCGCAAAUUUAGGAAUCUUCACCCUACGUUUUCCAAGCAAACCCACAAGAUUCCUGGUAUACCCUUCGCACCGGAGCAGGACAAUGGCAACCAAUCCGUCACGGGUUCAGCUAGUCCUACGGGCAGCUUCUACGCCAGUGUCAACGGCGUUGCAUCUGAACCUUUCACGUUCAAAUCUAAAAUGGAGCGGCUGGCCGAUCCCUCGAGUACGAAUUUGUAUAUUGAAGGGCUGCCCCUUAGUAUUGAUGAACCCUCUUUGAUUGCUCUGGUAUCCCCUCAUCGUAUCAAGAGUAGUCGGUUCUUCCAGACUAGAUUGUCCAAUCCUCCUCGGAUCAUUGCUUUCGUACGCUUAGAAACUCGAUCUGGAGCGGAAGAAGUUGUUGAACGUCUCCAUGGUCGGAUGGUUCGAGGCUGGAAUGACCCCGGCAGUCGGAUCUCGGUGCGCUUUGCGGAUACGAGCGAACAACGUGAAUUGAGGAGGCAAGAACGGACCGUUCGUGGCGGAGAAGAGUCAUCCCCUGCCAGAUUAACUAUCGCCCAGGCUGCCCUUCUCAACCUUCGUGGCCGGGACCAGAUGCGGGCACAAAGUGUCCCAGUCAUCGGCAGUCGUCAUGGCGGUGCUCGAGGAUCUAGCGAUGCUCCCACAGCUAACCAGGCGUAUCAUGAUUUCUCUUCCAACAUGGCAAGGUCUACUUAUCGUUCUGGCAGUGAUUAUCCGGUCCAGUCUGGCAGACGCACGUUGGCCCAAACUGCUCCCUAUGACCAACCUAUCUCUCUUCCGCCCCCCACUUCUCUUCUCCAAAACACGCAGAACAUUGAUCCUGCUAUGGCUGCAAUUUUGGGUUCCCUGCGAGGAGACGGGAUGUCCCCCAAUCCAAGUGUUGCGAAUGAUAUCGGCACGGUCUAUGAGGAUUGGCCCGAUGAAGCCCUACAACACCAGGGUGGAUACCAUCAGCGCCAGCAUAUGUCUGGUCUUCGCAACCAAGUUCUUGGGGAUGUUGAUCUCAACCAGCUGGGUUACGCUGUUAACCAGUACCGGCGUGGUGGUGCGGCUCAGGCUAGAGGAGGGUUUACUCCCAGGGAGGAGUUGAUCCUACAGGCCCACAAUGCUGCCCGUAAUUCGCACCGCCUCGUUCCUCACCGCGACGCACAACUACAGACACAGCACUUCUGCCACCCGGAGGCGAUUUCGGAUCCUGCUGUCGCAGAUUACAAUGUCGGUGUUGGUGUUAGGGGAUAUCGCACACAAGCGUCUACCAUCUCGGUGUCCCAGUCUCAGCAUCAGUCCUCGUACAGUCCUGGUGGCUUGCCCGCUGUCAUGGAAGACGAAUCUCAAACCAUUUCGCCCUCUGCUCCUGUGACUUAUACUCGCUCCCAGAUUCUGAGUAUUGGAAAUCGAAUGGGAAUUAUUGGUCGUGGCCAUAGCGACGCCUCGAGCGGGGGUCAACAUAUCUCUUCGCAGCAACACGACUCCCACGGCAGUCGGGCUCAAGCUCAGUCAUCUAACCGUAUCUCGAACGAUAAUAACCAGGCUCAUGUGCGCUCUACAACUCUUCCCAGCGCCUCUACUACGUCAGCCCACCGUCAGCUGCGCCACGCUCAGCACAGCAGCAUGAGCAUUCCUAAGUCUAGGAAUCUCAUAACUGACAUCAUGCGGACCACGGCGGCCUCUCUCCCACAGCCGAGGCAAACAUCUUCGAAUUCUUCUAGCAUCAUGUCCAACAAUGACCCCCUUGUCAAGAGCAGUGCAAAAAACAGCGAUAUUCGUACUGGAGCCUCCACUUACACGAGCGAGGUUGCCAGCAAUCAUCUUCAUGAUGGGACUGCCCAUUACUACCACGGCAAACAAAGCAAUAAUUUUGAUAUAUACAACAACCAGCCUCGCCAACAAGCCCGACAGUUGGGACAAGAGUUUCAUCAGCACCAACAGACGCAGAAGUCCUUUCGGAGGGAUGGAGGAAUUGGGAACUAUGAUAAUGGAUCCGGGGACGGUGGAGAAUCUGGAUCCCCGCUUGUCUCCCCGGCACUCACUUACUCGUCUCGUGGGUCUGCUGGAACGCUCAGCCCAUCAACGCCAUUUGUCGGAACUUUUGCACAAGCGCCGGGGAGUGGGAGAGGCCUAGAGGCUGAUGCUUAGAUGCGUCAAAGAAGUCUUUUUUUUUGAUACCCCGAUACCAGCGUUCAUCGCAAAUUUGGAGCUACGCUCUUCGUCUUCUUUUCUCGUGCACAAUCGACCGAUCAACAUCCUCCGGGUUCAGUCUUACUUCACUUCUUUUUCUUGCCCAAAGUCGUCAUCGUCGCUACCGAAUUCCCUUGAUACCUCUGUUCUGAUUGAUAAUGUUUCUUACUGUCAGGGCUUUCGCGAAAAUUGUAAUGUACCUUUAUUGUAUUAGUUAGCAUCGCCCACCGUCACCGUUUUCUUCAGACUAUAGAACCCCUCCCCCCGCUAUAUACCGA